AUGCGCUUCAUGACCAUCACCCUCCUCUCUUUGGCUUUGCCUUCAGCGCUGGCGCUGCCCACUCUUAACACGCGGGCUGCUGCUCGUACAUUUGCUGAACUUACCAUCAGCAACGGCACAGCAGGCAACGCCCUAGCCGAAGCAACCGCCAAAUUUCCUGUCCCCGCGGACCUCGCCUCCGUCCCCUCCGCCGACUUGAAGACCUUGCAAGCAGAGCGCGUCACAGCCGAGGACGCAGAAACGAAAGCUUUUAACCCAGCUAUUAAGGCUGCAACGGAUAGCGCCACCAAAACUGCACUUCAAAACGGCAAGAUCAAGAACAAGGUCCUCAAAUUGUUUGCCGAGGUCCAAGCGCUUCAGAUCCAGAAGGCACAGGGUGCCAAUAAUCAGGCCAAGAUUGAUCAGGAGACUACCAAGUUGAAUAAUAAUAUUGCUUUGGACAAGAAGGCUGCAGGUCAGGCGGCGCAGACCGUUACUUUCACUGGGAAGUAG
Molecule: messenger RNA, 492 nt
Organism: Talaromyces marneffei
Lineage: Eukaryota; Fungi; Ascomycota; Eurotiomycetes; Eurotiales; Trichocomaceae
Exons: 2
Coding region: 1-492 (163 amino acids)
Source: RefSeq, a predicted model, not a curated record